Adineta steineri is the source of this 4198-nucleotide messenger RNA. NCBI's taxonomy places the organism in Eukaryota, Metazoa, Rotifera, Eurotatoria, Adinetida, Adinetidae. The record is from the annotation of a GenBank genome assembly.
AAACGCUAAAAAAGUCAGAUUCGUAACGUUUUAACGUUCUGAAAGUGCCAAUUACACGUUAAAAACGGCGUUUUAUUAGUUGACGUGUUCAGCUCACAGUCGAGGUUCUCGACUGUAUGUUUACACGCGUUUUUCCAAAUUCUUGUCUGCCUGGGUACUCACACUUAGACGCAUAUCCACCCACACUCACACCCAUACCCUUUUUAGAGAAUGAAAGUUUUUUAAGAAAACGAUACAUACCCAAGAUAUUCUUGUUUUCCAAUGUUAUUGUUUGAAAGGAUCUAUUUUUUUCAACUGCCGUGAAACAACACAAAUGUUUUGCUCUUUUUAUACUUGUCAGCAGAAAAUAUGUCGUAAAAAGACAAAAAAAAAAUAGGCCAAUCUUUCUGUCAAGAGAACGUGCAUUCUGAUUGGUGAAACUGACUUUAAAAAAUAUUUUUUCAGCUGCCAGUUUCCUUAGAGAUAUAUUUUUUUUCCUACCGUGCUAGAAAAAGAAAAUACUAGAUGAACCAUAUCUUGCUAAUUGUUUUUUAAAUUAGUUAUUUGUUCAUAAAAGAAGUUCUUGCAUCAAAAAGUAAAGCAGAAUAAAUUACAAACUUCAUAUUUAAUGAAUAUUUUUUUCAAGUUUCAUUAGAUUCAGAGUGAAAUUUGUUUUUAGAAAAACUAAGUUCUGAAUUAUCGAUGAAACUGUUGAUCAAGUUUUAUUAUAAGCUUAAAACGAACAAAAUUGGUGAAAAAAUACUAAAUAUAUAAAACAUUUAUAAGUAUACAAAUUGAUUUCCGUUUUUUUCUUGAUAAGUAUAUUACUUGUGAAAUUGUUUUAUUAUAUGAUUUCGAGAAGAAUAAAGUGUCCUCUAUUUUACAUCAAAGAAAUCUUAAUAGAAAAAAUCAAACUUUGAAAUGUUAAACUCCAAACUGAUUUUUGUCAUCUUUGUAUUUGAAUUUCAUCGAUUAGGAAAGAAAUGUUAUGGUUGACAUGAUAAUUUAGUUGAGUUUGGAAUGCGCGAAAGAAAAAUCAAGAAACUAAAAGUUUCGUUGGUAGAAAAUUUUUUAUUGUAAGAAUGAAGCUUUAUGUCUGAUAAGAGCUGUAAGCCGUGCGACUGAACCACCGCCGCCGACUCAAGAUAUGGGUGUCAUGUUCUCUAUUUACAAUGAAUAAUAUUUCACAUCUCAUAUGAUUUUAUUGUAAGUUCAGUUGCAAUUAUAUUAAAUUAUUAACCGAGAAAAGUGAUAAUUUAUGGAUUGUAAGUAACUCAAUGUUUAUAGUUUAUGAUAAAGAGUGAGAUGUUCUAUUAGAAUGCACUAUUGAUUACCAUUUUUUUAAUUGAUUGAAACUAAAUGUUUGUGUAAAACAAUCACCAUGGACUAAAUUUUAUUUAUCGAAAAUGUGAAUAUAAAUUCUAAACCUAUAUGCUGUCAUUUUGUUAUUUCGUUUCUUUGUAUUACUAUUUCAUUUAAUUUAUUGAAUAAUUUUUUUAAAACUAAAGUUGAAGAUACCAAGCAUUUAUUUAUCCACAUGAUCGUUCAUACUACCUGUAGAAAUAUUACAUCUGCUUGGAAUACAAAAAUUUUGUUUUCUUUGUUAAAUGCAAGUGACUGAAAAAUCAACUAAAUUUUUUCGUUAAUAGUUGCAUAUGGCUGAAUAAAGCUCUACAAGAACAUAUAUGUUGAAGGGUUUUUAAAAUGUUUUCUUUAAUGCAGAGUUUAUAAAAAAACUAGUAUAGAAGAUCGAAAUAAUUAAAGAAAAAAACCAAAUAUGUAAUGUUCUCUGGAAAUAACUUGAGAGUGUGGAUAUGGUUGUAUCCUAAGCACAUCCAAAUCCAAAACAUCAAAUUAGUGAUCUUUCCAGCAAAGGGAAAUAGCUCAAAAGAAUGAGUUUAAUACAUCAACAAAAAGUCUCCAAAAACAUUCGCAUACUCUACACAGAAAAAAGGAAGAAGUUUUUAUGGUAAUGAUGAGUAUAUAAAAAUAUGUCGAAGUAACUCUAGUUACUUAUAGAAAAAAGUUUAAUGGCAAAAUGAAUUAAUAUUUCAAAGUUCUGAUUCAUAAAUGUAGAAUUCUGCAUUUGUUUUUGUUUUGUUCUUACAAUCUCUAAUGAAAUGAUUGAAGAAGAAGAAAUAUAUUUUUAUCGACGAUAAAAUUCGUUAUCGUCUAAUGUUUUAAGAAAUCAGAUUUUUGUAUCUAAAAUUAUUGAAUUUAUGUUUAAAUUCAUACAAGUUUUCAUUUUUUUAACGAAAAAUCUCACGCCAACAUAGUAGAAGGGUGUGCAUCAGAGUAGAUCACCAGAUAUUUAUACUUUAUUCUCAUCAUACUAUAUUUUUAAGUUUGAUAAUAACUAUUAAACAAAAGUAAUUUCAUAAUGAGAUCUGUUAUUGAUUAAAACAUUCAUAAAUUUUUCUUUCAUUUAACUAAUUUACGUAACUUUUUCCUUUUUUUAUCUCUGUUCGAAAAUAUAAUUUGUUGUCUUUUCACUUCCAGAAACAAAAUUCUGUUCUUCAAAUUAUUAAUGACGACGAAAAAUAUUAUAUUAAAAUAAAUAAUAAUAAAAUUUCAUAUCGUAUAGUCAUACAACAAACUAAUUUCAGAUCCAUACCGUUUGUUUCAUCUAAAUUCUUUGUUUUACUAUUUGAUAAUUCUCUCAUUUGAGACGAAAUUGCUUCGAAUUCGAAUGUGUCAACGAUUUACAUUUUCAUCUUUCCACUGUUUGCUUCUGCGUCGAGAAAAUAAAACAAAACAAAUCUUUUUACCAACACAAAAAAAUUUUUGCGUGAAGAGUGUUUGAUCAAAACAAAAAUUUUUGUUAAAAGUAAUCGCUACUAUAAAAGUGUCUUUUGUGAUAUUUUUUAGUUUUUUUUUCGCUACUAGGAAGUAGUAGACACUAACACUUUUUUGAGUAUUUUUUUCUUUGUUUAAGUAAAUACAUUUAAAGUUUGAAAAACAUGGCUAUGCGAAGAAAAAUAAUCUACGUCAUUGAUUGUUUUUUCGCUAAUGCGCAGAAUAAUUUUAUUCUAGAAUAACAAAAUGACGCCAUUUACUGUACUACCUAACGAUUGCUAUAUAAAGAACAGCGAAAGAAGCUCAAAACACAUCAUUUCUUAGUUACAAAUUCAGAAUAUUCAAUAACCAUGUUGAAAUUUUCAACUUUAAUUUUCACUUUUUUAUUCUCGAUUAUAGUCUUAGUGUAAGUGUACAAUAUUAUCUUUGACAUAUACGAUAAUUUUUGUUUCUUUUCUACAUAACAGGAAAACUUCUCAACAGCAACAAUCUCUAAGUAGUUCAUUGACAACUGUUUUUUUAAUGUUUUUAUUAUGUCUUCUUUUUCUUAGAUAGCACAACAAUCGCAACGUGUAAUUUUACUGCAUGUAGUUCUCAACGAAUCCUAUGUUCAGAUAAUCAUGAUUGUGAAUGUUUUUCAUUGACAACAAGCCCAACUGUUGGAAUUUGUGCUUCAGCUGUUUUACCUUAUACUAGUGUUGUACGAUGUAAUGCAGAUAAUAAAACAUGUUCAAUUGAAAAUACAGUCUGUGUCAAUAGUACACGUUGUGGACAACCAGUUUGUUAUCCAUUAGCUUUAGCUAACAAAUUAAUUUGUCCAAAAAACACAACAGUAGCAACAACCACUACAAAGAUAACAAAUACUACAGUAAAGAUAGCAACAACUACAACAAAGAUACCAACAACAACUAUGAAAAAUAUCAGUAGUACUACAAAAUCAACAACAAUAGUCUGUGGCAAUCGUAGUAAACUUCUAACGUUUGAUGAUCUACCAUCUAAUGGACUAAUACCGAAUGGUUAUUAUGGUAUUAAUUGGGAUAAUGAAUGGGUUCAACACAAUGAUUUGCCAAUGAGUGGAUAUGCUACGAGUACUGUUAGUGGAAACAAUACAUCGUAUAACGAAGGUGGAACGCCAAUGACGAUGACAGGUGCCAACGGUACUCUUUUCACUUUAAACUCGGCUGUAAUUGCUGCAGCAUGGAAUGACAAUUUACAGUUAACAGUAGUUGGAUACCGUUCAAAUGCAGUCAUUGCAAAUAAUACUUUUAUACUUCAAGUAUAUACAUUUUCUUCUAUAACAUUCUAUGGAUAUUCAGAAUUAGACUCAGCUGUAUUUUCAACAUCAGGUGGAAUACAAAAUCCAAAUGUUAUCGGUGGUGGUGAACAUUAUGGAAUGGAUAACCUUUGUUUAAGUUUUCCAUGA